This is a messenger RNA of Mya arenaria, 2313 nucleotides long. RefSeq lists its product as uncharacterized. Bases 419 to 1921 code for a protein of 500 amino acids. The transcript is spliced from 3 exons. The record is from RefSeq and is a predicted model, not a curated record. NCBI's taxonomy places the organism in Eukaryota, Metazoa, Mollusca, Bivalvia, Myida, Myidae.
CUGUCUACAACCGAUAUCACCGAUGAGCCACCGAUAGGCAACCGAUCAACUAAUACUUACCACCGAUAGAAUAAAGAUGAAAAUCAAAAUGCGGGAUUUCGUCGGUUUUGAUCGGUGGUUAAUAGGGAUUCAAUCUGUGAUCGAUCGAUUGCCGCCAUCGUGUCAUCGGUGGGUUUAAUUUGUAAAUGGCCAAUCGGUAUUUAUACGUACUCAUCGGCUGUUGAUCGGUUGCCAGACGCUUUUGAUCGGUGACCAGUCAGAUUUUGUGAGUGACUAAUCGGUGGCUAGUCGGAGACAGAACGGCGUUCGAUUGGUGAUGUCGGGUGUUGCUCGGUAUUAUAUAGGCCGUCGCCAGUAGUUUUGCUCCAGUUUCUGCAGUAGUUUAAUCCGCGCCACAUUGGACUUAACUUCUCUGACAAUGCCUGCAAAAAAGAAAUUUAAGAAAUCCGACAAAUGCAAGACCCCCAUGACUGCCUCUGAUGAGGUCCCACAGAUCACAAAAAGAUCCAUCGUCAGGGGAAGUGCUUGUUGCCACGGUGCCAGUGGUACAGUUGGUGCUAAAGACGGAAGCGGUAGUGGCGGAUCCAAGCAGCAGCAUUCCCCAGAGAACUGCUCAGUGGAUGUCCUUGAACCUCGUAACGUCUCUCCUAUGAUGAGUGGGAAUGAUUCUACAGUAGUCGGCAAAGAAUCCUGUGAUUCUGUUCAUGACGAUGCCUCUGAUGUUCAUGACAGUACGGAUGGUGGAGAGACACAGGAAGACGUCACUCAGAACACCAAACCCAAGUCAAAGACCAAGAAGCCCAGAAAUCGCAUAGUUAUCAUCUCCGAGGAAGAUCAGGACAAGAUUCGUGAGUUCUUGUUAGCCAAUGACUUCCUGUACGACAAACACAGAGACCAAUGGAGGGAUACACAAUCCAGGGAGAGGAAGUGGGAGGAGCUGAGCGAACUUAUAGGCCGUGAUGCCAAGGAUAUCAAACAGUGGUAUCAGUCCACAAGGUCCAAGCUGAGUGAAAUCAAGAACAAGAAGGUCACUCCAUCUGGGAGUGGUUUUGAAGUAGAAGGAGUCACUGACAAGGCCAGGAGACUGUGGGAACGUUUCCAGUUUCUGCUUCCGCACAUAGGUGCAGUGAAAUCCCGAACUGUUUGCAGCAUUAAGCAGAAAAGAGCAGCCAGACUUCACGUCCAACUUCCUGACCUUGAUGACGAGGGCCAGACUAACCGAGUUGUCCCCACACAAGAAGCCGAAGAGGACGUCUCUGCAGCUGAUGCUUCGUUAGAGCGACCAAAUAGUACUCCUCCUAUCUCUGCGUCUUCAGACCCUGCCACAUGCACGCGACCUCCACUUGUGCGUGACCCCAAGAGAGCCAAGGUAGUCGAUACAGCGCCUGAUGAGGGUAUCCAGGCUCUUGUCCGUUGUAGUCAGCAGCUAAUGGUGGUAGGAGACAAUUUGGCAAGGUACCUCCGACCAGAGAGUACCGCCCAGGAGCGUCAGAGGCAAAACUUUGCCGACAUGAGUGCGAACAUUCUUAGACAGCUGCCUGAGGACCUGUAUAUGGAGGCAUCAAACCGCAUUUGGACUGUUCUGCAAGAUGUCCAGCGAAAUGCCCAUGCACGCAGUGACACUCAAGCUCCGCCCCAACCUCAAGCUCCAGUUACAGGCAGACCCAUGUCAUACCAGCAACCACAGUGGCAGCCUGAUCCCUCACAGUGGACCAGCAACCCACCUCAAGCCAGCGUGUGGGGUUCUAUGGGGUGCGAUUAUAUUCGCCAAACACACCCAGGUUACCUCCAGGGACAAUCACAGUCACAGGAACAGUCAGCUCCCCGACAAACCUUGCCUGAGGACAUUUUCACAGCUAGCAUGGUGACAGCUGGUAUCCCUGUCUCCUCACAGCCUGAGGAGGGCUCGGAAGACCUUUAGACGAAUGACAACAUGAGGACAGGAAGUCCACAAGAAGUGCAGUUUUGUUUGUUGUACUUUUUAUGUUUGAACGACUGUUUGUGUAAUUGGUGGUGUAACUGCAUUUAUGGAAAACUGUUUAAUUUGCUUUUCACGUAACAAUAUAUUUGUUUCAAUUAAACUGAGGUACAGAGAGUAUAUUUUUAUCUGUUUAUUUGGCCCCUGGUUUUUAUAAUAGUUCCCCAAUUAAUCACAAAUUAAUAACACAAUUGUAAAAUUUAGGUAUUUGUAUUCACCACUAUUGGUUGUCUGUGUUGAUCGAGAAUGUUUUUUUAUAACCUCAUAACAAAAUUAAUGCACGCGCGAUGACGUCAACGUUGUUCUGCUGGAAAAACGUGACUUGCAAAUAACGU